Molecule: messenger RNA, 1638 nt
Organism: Alnus glutinosa
Lineage: Eukaryota; Viridiplantae; Streptophyta; Magnoliopsida; Fagales; Betulaceae
Product: UDP-glucuronate 4-epimerase 1
Exons: 1
Coding region: 195-1490 (431 amino acids)
Source: RefSeq, a predicted model, not a curated record
AUUAGCAGGUGCAGCACACUGAGAAUCCUUCCCUUUUUUAUUUUCUCCUAGAUCAUCUGCAUCUGUUCCUUUCUUCCUCUCCAAUCAAAUCCUUCCUUUUUCCCACCAAAUAAAAAAUAAAAAAUUUUAUUUUCUCCUUUUAAAGACAAGGAAAGAAAUAACAGAAAUUUUAAAUCCCCAUUUUCAAAAUAAAAAUGCCUUCAUUGCAGGAAGAACUGUUCCCGUCAACGCCCGGGAAGUUCAAGAUCGAGCGGUCCCACGCCAUGAACCGCCAGUUCCACCGCUGUUUCGCCUCCACCAGCACCAUGUUCUUGUGGGCGCUCUUCUUGAUCGCCCUCACGGCGUCGUAUUUGAGUUUCCAGAGUUUCGUCGAUUCCGGAAGCCGGUACUUGUCCGCCUCCUGGGGCGGCAUCCAGUGGGAGAAGCAGGUCCGCUCUUCCGCCCAGAUCCACCGAUCCGGCGGCAUGUCCGUCCUGGUUACCGGUGCCGGCGGUUUCGUCGGGUCGCACGUGUCGCUCGCGUUGAAGAAGCGUGGAGACGGCGUCGUUGGGCUCGACAACUUCAACAGCUACUACGACCCCUCGUUAAAGAAGGCCCGCAAGACCCUCCUCAGCAAUCACGGGAUCUUCGUCGUCGAAGGCGACGUCAAUGACGCGAGGCUGGUGGGCAAGCUCUUGGACGUGGUGGCUUUCACCCACGUGAUGCACUUGGCGGCUCAGGCGGGUGUGAGGUACGCCAUGGAGAACCCCCAAUCGUACGUACACAGCAACAUAGCGGCACUCGUCACGCUCCUCGAGGCCUGCAAGUCGGCGAACCCUCAGCCCGCGAUCGUCUGGGCCUCGUCCAGCUCCGUCUACGGCCUCAACGAGAAGGUACCCUUCUCGGAGUUGGAUCGGACCGACCAGCCCGCCAGUCUCUACGCUGCCACCAAGAAAGCCGGCGAAGAAAUCACCCACACGUAUAACCACAUUUACGGCCUCUCGAUUACCGGCUUGAGAUUUUUCACAGUGUACGGUCCCUGGGGGAGACCCGACAUGGCGUACUUCUCUUUCACCCGGAACAUUCUUCAGGGCAAACCGAUCACAAUAUACCGGGGCAAGAACCGGGUCGACUUGGCCCGAGACUUCACCUACAUCGAUGAUAUUGUGAAGGGUUGUUUGGGGUCGUUGGACACUUCUGGAAAGAGCACCGGGUCGGGUGGUAAGAAGAGGGGGCCCGCCCCGUACCGGAUAUUCAAUCUGGGUAACACGUCGCCGGUGACAGUACCGACGCUUGUUAGCAUCCUAGAGAAGCAUUUGAAGAUGAAGGCGAAGAGGAACUACGUGGACAUGCCCGGAAACGGUGACGUCCCGUUCACGCACGCGAACAUCAGCUCGGCCCGAAGAGAACUCGGGUACAAGCCCACGACCGAUUUGCAAACCGGGUUGAAGAAGUUUGUUAGGUGGUACCUCUCGUAUUACGGCUACAACAACGGCAAACCUGUAAAUUAAUUUCUUUUACUUUAAUUUUUUUCCUUUUUUUUUUUUAAUGUUUUUGUUAUUUCCUACGAUUUUCUUUCCCCGAAAAAAGAAACAAAAAAAUGGGAAAAGAAAAAAUCUGGUAAUUCAUGAAAAAAAGAAAAAAAGAACACAUUCUUUA